Molecule: messenger RNA, 2879 nt
Organism: Xyrauchen texanus (razorback sucker)
Lineage: Eukaryota; Metazoa; Chordata; Actinopteri; Cypriniformes; Catostomidae
Product: FYVE, RhoGEF and PH domain-containing protein 4-like
Exons: 16
Coding region: 320-2521 (733 amino acids)
Biological process (GO): filopodium assembly; cytoskeleton organization
Cellular component (GO): cytoplasm
Molecular function (GO): metal ion binding; guanyl-nucleotide exchange factor activity
Source: RefSeq, a predicted model, not a curated record
ACUCAGAUGACUUUUACACACUCACUAAACAUUGCAUGCUUUAAAAGGAAACUAUUUGCCACUCUGUUGCUUAAACAUUAUUUGAAUACAUCCUGAAUCACUUGGUUCAAACUGUGAAUUCGGAUGGAAACAGUGUUUACACCGUUAUAGGCUCUGUUGUUUGUGACCUUUCUGUUCCAUUCUGGUUUGAGUGUAUCGGUAGCAUCUGUGUGUGUCGACAGGAGAUGUUGGAAGCCUCUGGCAGCGUGAUGGUACAGACAGGAGUUUAAGGGACAGAACGUCAGUUCUAAGAAGGAGCGUGGUGUACACGGUCUCACCGAUGCCUCCUCCAACAGUGCGUCCAAAAACAAAAUUCCAGUGUCAAUUGAAGAUUUCAACUGGAAACAUCAUGGAAAAUGAAGAAACCGUGAAAAAUACAAGUCGAGGGAAGACUACUGCUGUGUCAAAAUACUACAGGCAUUCUGACAAAAGUUCCACCAAAGCUACACCAGGUUCUUCUUCACCUAAACAUCUCAUAGAAGAUCACGUUAACCCUGAAUGUUCAGACUUUGAAGCCAAACAAAUAGACGGUGUCUUCGAUCAGGUCUCCUCGCAGGACUCCAGUUGGCCUGAUUGGUCGGGUUGGUGGUCAGAGGAGGUCAAAGAGGAGGGAGAGAUUGAAGAGCAAGAGACCAGCACAGAUGCCGAACACACACAGAUGCUGUCAAAAACCAGCAAGCGUGAAAGUCUUCUCCAAAAUCAUGAAGAUACUCCAUGCCAGGAGAACUUCACAGAUGAACAGAUGCAGAACAUAGAGAAGGAUGGAAACAAACAAGAGGAGAUUAAAGAGCUGAAACUCUAUAAGAUAGCUAAUGAACUUCUGCAGACGGAGAGGGCGUAUGUAGCCCGUCUACAUUUACUGGACCAGGUGUUUUGUGCUAAAUUGGCUGAGGAAGCUGGGAAGGGAACAUUUCCGCUAGAUGUUGUGAAGGGCAUCUUCUCUAAUGUGGGAUCCAUCUAUAUCUUUCACAAUGACUUUCUCCUGCCUGACCUAGAGACACGGAUGAGCCAGUGGGAAUCCACACCCCAUAUUGGGGACAUCUUAGCACAGCUCGCGCCCUUUCUGAGGAUGUACGGCGAGUAUGUGAAAAACUUUGACAAUGCAAUGGAUCUGCUAAAGCAGUGGACGGAGCGCUCGGCACAGUUUAACACCAUUAUUCAGGACAUACAGAGUCUGGAGGUCUGUGGAAAUCUCACUCUUCAGCAUCACAUGUUAGAGCCGGUGCAGCGGGUUCCUCGAUAUGAGAUGCUGCUCAAAGAUUAUUUGAAAAAACUCCCAGAGGACGACACGGACCGCAGCCAGGCCGAAAAGUCUCUGAACAUCAUCUCAAUGGCUGCAAUUCACUCCAACAUGGCCAUCCGCAAGAUGGAGAACUUGAAGAAGCUGAUGGAGAUCUAUGAGAUGUUGGGAGGAGAGGAGGACAUUGUGAACCCCUCAAACGAGCUCAUCAAGGAAGGACAGAUCUUAAAGCUCGCAGCUAGAAACGCGUCAUCCAUGGAGAGAUAUCUCUUCCUUUUUAACAACAUGCUGUUGUUCUGCGUGCCCAAGUUCAGUCUGGUGGGUCAGAGGUUCACUGUGCGCACACGGGUGGGUGUCGAGGGCAUGAAGGUACUCGAGACUUCCAAUGAUGCCUAUCCUCACACUUUCCAGGUGUCAGGCAAAGAGCGUACACUGGAGCUACAGGCCAGCUCAGAGCAAGACAAAGAGGACUGGAUCAAGGCAUUCCAAGAGACCAUUGAAAUUUUUCAGCAGAAGAAUGAAACGUUCAAAUCGGCAUCUAAAGAAGUUCUGGAUGAGGUGUCUAAAGAGGAGUUGGGAAAGAGAGCUCCACGAUGGAUUCGGGAUAACGAGGUGACUAUGUGCAUGAAAUGCAAGGAGCAUUUCAACGCUUUGACUCGCAGGAGACACCACUGUAGGGCAUGUGGAUAUGUUGUUUGCUAUAAAUGUUCAGACUACAAGGCAUUGCUGAGGUACGAAAGUAACAGAUUAAAUAAAGUGUGUAAGGACUGUUACUUCAUACUGACCGGCAGAACAGGGGCUGAGGAACCAGCUGGGAGCAAGAAAAAAGGCAUCCUUGAGAUUGAAGCUGCGCAGGUCUCGGGGAAUAGUUUUAUAUGUGGUUUCCUGCAGUACAGUGACCGAGCCAAACCAUGUCAGAGGGUCUGGUGUGUGAUUCCACAGCAUGAUGCGUUGGUUCUUUACCUGUAUGGAGCUCCACAGGAUGUUAAAGCCCAGUGUACCAUCCCACUAUUGGGAUACCAGGUCGAGGACAUCCAUAGAACCGUGGAUCAUCCGCCUACCAGCUUCCGUCUGUGCCAGUCCAAAUCUAUUCACUGCUUUACCGCCGACACGGAGGAGCUGAAACUGCGCUGGCUGAGAGUGAUCAACAGAGCUGUGACUGGAGAGAUUCCGGAAUGCCAGACGCCAUGCAAUGGUGGCUUUGCCAACGGUUGCCAUGAGACUGUACCCGAUAGAGACUAGGUGUGAUUAAUGAUGAUUUUAAUCUUGCAUAUGUCCUUAAAUAUGUCCUGAGUUGGACCAUGUUGGUAACAGAAACACUUAUGGAACAUUGUUGCAUUUGCUUGGAAGGUUUUUAAAUCAACGGAGAACGUUCAGUCAACUGAUCAAUCCCAAAUAUUAUAAUGCACUAUAAUGUUGACUUCAGUCAGAGUGGUAAAAUAUUUGGUGUGUGAUUUAUUUAAAAUGAUUGUUGUCAUUUGCUAGCACAAAUUCUGCUGUGUGAUUUGUUAGUCUUUUCUUUUGUCUUUUUAUGUUUUCAUGUAGUUUGUUACAUUGUUCCAGUCCUGAAAAUGUAUGCACUUUAUCUUUUUUUUGUAAA